Salarias fasciatus (jewelled blenny) is the source of this 6443-nucleotide messenger RNA. It is a transcript of the gene shroom3, whose product is annotated as shroom family member 3. Gene Ontology annotation, biological process: actin filament organization. The record is from RefSeq and is a predicted model, not a curated record. Bases 189 to 6125 code for a protein of 1978 amino acids. The transcript is spliced from 25 exons. Gene Ontology annotation, molecular function: actin filament binding. Gene Ontology annotation, cellular component: adherens junction; apical junction complex; apical plasma membrane. NCBI's taxonomy places the organism in Eukaryota, Metazoa, Chordata, Actinopteri, Blenniiformes, Blenniidae.
CUGAACUUUCUCCCCGGCUCCAGCAGCUUUUCCCGGGCUGUUCCUCGGAGGAAUGCACGGAGCGGGAACCCGGCGGCUCGCGCGUCUCCGGCGGGAUAAAUGCACGAGGAGCAGCAUGCGCUCGUGACGGGCAGCUCGCGGUCUUCCGGCCGUUCCUUUCCCGGGCGGGGCGCUGCUCUCGGCCCGGCAUGCAGAGCGGGGGCCGGCCCGGAGGAGGAGGAGGGCCCGGCGGCGGCUGGGUGCUGCUGGAGGCCCGGCUGCAGGGCGGAGCGCCCUGGGGCUUCACCCUGCAGGGCGGCCUGGAGCACGGACAGCCGCUCAUCAUCUCCAAGAUAGAGGAGGGAGGAAAGGCCGAGUGCCUGGAGCAGCCUCUGCUUGUGGGCGACGAGAUUAUCAUCAUCAACGAGGUGGAGCUGACCGGAUACCGACAGGAGGCCAUCGCCCUGGUCAAAGGCUCGCACAAGACCCUGCAGCUCACCGUCCGCAGGGAGUUGGAUGCCGGAUACAUUGAGGAGUUUGCGUCUUCACCCCCCUCCUUCGCCUCUCUUCUUCCUCCUCCUUCGUCGCCGCGGCGGACGCCUCCGUCACCUCCGCGCUCUGGACCAUGUUCGGGAGUCCAGCUCCGCAUCAGGACCAGACGCAGUGAGCCGGUGUCCCGUCCUCACUCCUGGCACUCGGCCAAGCUCGGCGACGCUCGGCAGGAGUUGGACCGGGCGGCGAUGGACACCAUGAGCAGCAGCUGGCACCACAACUACCACACCAGCGCCUCCACCAUGGACCUGUCCGGCGGGUUCGACUCGGGCGUGAGCUACCUGAGGAAGAGUCCGGACCAGUACAGCUCGAGGGGCAGCAUGGAGAGCCUGGACCCCCCGCUGUCCUCUCAGCUCCCCUCUGGAGCGCAGCACCACCACCACCACCACCACCACCACCCGCUGGGCCACCACGGCCACAGCGGGUCCCACCCCACCUACUCCUCCUGCCAUCAGCUGUCCUCCGCCAGGUCGUCCAACAGCAUCGACCACCUCCACAGCAAGCGGGACUCCGCCUACUCCUCCUUCUCCACCAGCUCCAGUAUCCCGGAGUACCUGGCCUCCACGCCCUCCUUCAGCCCGGAGCGCUCCUACUCGCUGGAGACCGUCCCUCAGAGAGGGGGAGGCGGCGCUGACAUGCAGCAGGCAGACUUACGCUACGUCCGAACGGUUUACGACAACCAGCAGGGCCUGGCGCAGGAGCAGGAGCUGAGCUCCAGCAGUGAGUUGAGAGGAGGAGGAGGAGCAGCGAGGCCCGCGGCGAGAGACCGACAAGGUUCAGUGGGCGGGGUGUGUUACCAUGGCGGCAGCAGCAGCGGCAGCAGCAGCGGCAGCAGCAACGGCGGCGCCCCGGCUUCAAACAGACACAGCGUGGGCUCCAUAUGGGGCCCGGCGGCCAGCCGCAGCUCCUACGAGAGCCUGAAGGGGGUGCCGGCUCCCCCGAGACGCAGCGAUAGCUACGCCGCCAUCAGGAACCACGAGAGACCAAACUCCUGGUCCAGUCUGGAUCACGCCCGGCCGCUACGGUCUCUGCAGAAAGGCUCCUGGCAUCACUCCAGUGGCUCCGUCGCAUCAGCCAAAGGCUCGUAUGGCGCAGAGGGUCAGCUCCACACAGUCAUAGAGAAAAGUCCGGAAAGCAGCCCCACCACGAAGCCCCGACAGGGUGGCUUUCCCCAGCCCCCGUCCCCGACUGGACCUCCGUCCGGCCCUGCGGGCCCCGCCCCGGCUCUCCCCUCCAGCUGGCUCAUCCUCCCCACCAGCGUGUACCCUGUCCUGAGGCCCGAGCCGCACUACGCACAGACACCCAGCUCUAAUCCCGGCUCUAGUCCCGGCCCGGGACCGCUGAAAGUCUUCCCUGCACCGGCGAAGGAGGGCGGGCGACAGCAGCAACCGCCAGGACUGACCGGGAGGGAGGAUGGAGCAGCGGAGGGGGGCAGGACGACCACCGAAAACGGAUACUCCCACAGGUCCUAUCCAACAACGGCUUCCUCACAGCUCCGGACUCCAGCGUACGGGACGGAAAGUUAUCACCAGAGCGACUCUGACAGCAGGCCCUACAGUCAGCACAGGAAAACUCCGGAAGGGGAAUUGGAAGUCCGGACGAGGCUGCAGAGGCCUCCGAAUGAGCAGGGAUCUUACAGUCAGAGCACCCAGGAGCCCAGUGUUCUUAUGAGCCAAGCAUACCCGGACCCGGACCAGGACCUGGACCAGUCCUUCCACAUCCAGCAGAUCCAUACAGCCCCUGACCUGAGACCCCAAACCUCACAAGACGUACCUGUCCAGCCCCGGAGAGACAGAAGCAGAUCAUUGGACCAGACCAGCUCUCACUCCUCAGAUCCCGUCACAUAUCCCAGACCUGCUCAGGACCAGACGCCUCACAGCCACGCCCCUCCUCACCCUCAGCCCAGACCCGUCCCCGCCUACCAGCCUUCUUCACGCCACUUCAGUGAGUCGGCAGCCAUGCACUACCAGCACCUGGACCCCCGAGAGCAGGACGGGGACCGAGAGCACCCCCUGACUCGCCUGGAGAACGCUCUCGCCGAGGUCCAGCAGUGCCCCCCUCCCAACGCUGUCGACUCAGCCGGCGGCCAUGACAGCAGCAGCUUUAGCGACGGCCCGCGGGGGCCGGUCCGCAGCCUCUCGGUGUUGGAGAAAGUCAGUCGAAUCGAGCGUCGGCAGGCCGGAAAGACUCGCAGCCACAGCACGAGCACCUCACACAACCACCUGCGGGUAACGGAGAAGGGUCGCAGUUCCCCCUGCGGAGCCGAAGACCUCCGGCACAUGCUGGAGAGAAGCACCAAAGCCCAGCGGACCAUGAGCUACCGAGGAGGGAGCAGCGAACAGAUGAAGCACAGGUCUUCGGCGGAUCCCAGUUUAGCCCUUCAGAGGAGCCGGAGCACUCUCCAAGUGGAUGCAUCUUCUUAUGGAGACGGCGGCAAGGACUUCCCCUGGAGACAGGAAAUCCAGGAGUUGUUGGGUCCCAUACAGGACAUACACGCCAACAGAUCUUACAGGGACCGUUUGAAAGACGCCCAGUCGAGCGUCCUGCGCUCCACCUCCUUCAGACGCCGAGACCUGAGCUCCUCAGUCAGCAGCCCGCCUCCAGCCGCUGCUCCACCGCUCCCCUCCUCCGGCGGCCAGCAGCCUCCGCCCGCUCCCGCCAAGUUCCCCUCCCUUGAGAAAAAAGGUCCCAAAACGAUGCCCAAGCCCCAGGGAGUCAUCAUCACGCCACACUUCGCGUCGCCCGUCACGUCCCCACACACCCCGAAGGAGAGGCACGUGGUCAGUCCGGAGGUCCGCGGCCCGAGCCCGCCGGCGCUGCCCGUCAUCCCGCCUGUCGGGGCGCCCGCCACGUUUCGGAUCUGCGGCCGCAAGCGCCUGACGGCGGACCAGAAGAAGCGUUCGUACUCCGAGCCAGAGAAUAUGAAUGAGGUCGGGGUUUCGGAUGCAGAGACUGCUGCCCUCUUCAGACGAGGAGGAGAAACCAGCGUGGCCGAUCGGCGGAGGGUUUUCGAACUCGCGGCGAGCGGGAUCGGAAGCGCCACGUCGAGACCAGACCUCCGGCAGGUUCAACAGGACGCUCUGGCUGAGUAUGUGGAGAGGAAGCGAGCCGGACGGCGGGAUGAGGGCGGCCACAGGGGCGGGUGGAGACCCCGCAGUGCCUAUCUGGGCCCGGAGAGCAGCAGCCAUACAGACACCCUCAGCCUGUCCUCCACCUCCAGUCUGCUCUCCCUUCAGGACACUGCUCUGGACCGCAGUUUCUGCUCCCCCGACCGGCAGAUGCUGCAGUCCAACCUCUUCUACCCCGGCAGGGUGACCACCCCGAGGCCUCCGGCGCAGCCGCUGCCUGGUUCUCCUGCUGGCUCCAGUCUGGAACUCCAGGACCUCCUCCCUGCAGCUCGGUUCGGCAGGCAGGCCGAGUCUCCCAGCAGACGCCUCGCCGAGCCUCUGGCCGAGCCGGGGCCGUCCCGGCAGCCCAACGGGGCUCUGCAGAGAACCGGCUCGGUGUCUGCCGAGAACCUUCUGGAGCGGUCAGACGAGAAACCGAUCUCCCCUCAGCAUCACCGCUCCCGCUCCUCGCCCUCAGCCGAGAGGAUGAACCAGGACUUGGCUCCAGGCGACGUCAGGAUGUUCGGCGUCUUCGUCUCAGAGCCUGGACGCUGUGCGCUGGCUGCAGACAGGCCUUCAGACGUCGGUCCGUCCCCUCCCCCCCCUCACGUCGGCGUGGAGGCCUUCCGUCCCGCCGGACCGUCUCCAGACCCCGGCUCCGCCCACACUCCCGCCCCCCGCCGGGAGCGGCAGCGGACCAGCGAGCGGCAGCGCGCCCUGAGCACCUCCACCCUGGCGGCCUCCGUCGGCCUGCCCUGCCCCUUCUCGCCUCCGGGGGCGGCCGAGUGGCAGGCCAGCGAGAGGCUGAGUCAGGCCAACCUGGACAACAUCACCUUCCCUCAGACGGGCGGGGGCGACGGAGGCGACGGGGGCGGGGGUGACGCAGUGGAGGCCACGGACAGACCGAGCAGACACAGUCUGAGUGACGCCAGCAUCUUGGAAGAGCCGGCGGAGCCGUUCCGAGGCAGGGCCUUCAGUCUGGACACCAGAAGAGACCGAACCAGACCGGCUCCGCCCGCCGGCCCCCCGCCGCCACAUGGACAACCUGCCGGGGCCCCGCCCUCCCCUCCCCCGCCCCCGCAUCCGCCCGCACAGCGCCUGUCCUCGCUGCGGAUCUCCGAGUCCGGCUUCUUCGACUGCGUGGACCAGCCGCCGCCGCCGCCGGAGCUCUCCGUGACGCCGCAGGACGACCUGGACGAGGUCUUCCUCCAGAGUCCGGCCCGCCCUCCGCCCUCACUGCCCGCCACAGACACCGUCCCCACGGAGGACUUCCCCCCUCCUCCUCCACCCGUGCUCUUCGAGCAGGCAGCUGACAGCUGUGGUCCCGAGUUCUGGGAUGACUCCAGGAAUCCCCCCCUCCAGUCCUCCCCCUCCGUCCCCCCUCCUGCUGUCUCCGCUCCGCCGCCGGUCUCAGCCGUCAACACGUCCAGGGCGGAGGAGGAGCCUGAAGGGCUGCAGUACCUGCCGCUGCCCCCCAGGGAGAAGACCCCGGAGGAGCUGAGGGUGGAGGAGCUGUCCCGGAAGCUGGUGUCCCUGGACCCUUCUCUGGCGCCGCUCCUGGACGCCUCCAGGGGAAAAUCCACCGUGGACAUGAUGAACGAGAUCUUCCCAAACUGCAGGCCGAGCCUCAGAGGCCAGCAGCAGCAGGGUGGGGGGGGGCCCGCGUUCGGAAGAGUUGGAGAAGUCUUCAGUGAUCCUGCUGAGGGUGAAGACGCAGACGGAGGAGGCCCGGCUGCUUUAGAGGAAGACGAGAAAGAUCUGAACGCCAGAAAGGUGGAGCUGGUGGCGGCCCUGAGGAGCAGCAUGGCGGCGCUGCAGCGGGAGAAGGAGGCGCUGAGCGAGGAGCAGCGGCGCCACCGGGCUCUGGGGGCCAGCCUGGAGAGCCUGGUGCAGGAGCGGCUCAAGCCCAACGAGCGGGACAAGUUCAGCAUGUUCAUCGGAGACCUGGAUCGGAUCGUGAACCUGCUGCUGUCGCUGUGCGGCCGGCUGUCCAGGAUCGACCGGGCGCUGCUGGGGCUGCAGAGCGCAGAGCUGCCAGCAGAGGACGCCGCAGACGAGCGGGUGAGGCGCGCCGUCCCGCUGGAGGCUGCACGUUCUCCCUGGGCGAGCAGGUUCCACCGCUGUCCUGACGCUCUCUGUCGCCCCCUUCAGGAGUCGCUGCUCCACAAGCGCUCCCUGCUGCUCCGCCAGACCGAAGACGCCCGCGAGCUGAAGGAGAACCUGGACCGGCGGCAGCGCGCCGUGCACGCCAUCCUGUCCGGGUACCUGUCCGAGGCCCGGCUGAGGGACUACCGCCGCUUCGUGAGCGCCGGGCCGUCCCUCCUGAUGGGGCGGCGCCGCCUGGACGACCUGCUGCGGCAGGAGGACGAGCGGCUGGCGCAGCUGCUGGAGGCGCUGCCGCCGGAGCUGGCCGACGCCCACCGCCGCCCCGGCCGGCCGCCCGGCCCGGAGCUCGCCGUCAGGCCCACCGCCGUCACGUCGCUGUGAAGGACUGCUUCCUCUCACCCUGCCUAAGACUCUUUUAAAGUCUGCUUCCGGGACGGACAGCGCCACCUACACUUCAUUCUUUGCAUUUUCCUGUUUUGCAACUCCUGUCACGUCAUGUUAGGCAUGUUUGUGUGAAAUGUUGUUGUUAUUUUUUAUUAUUGGCCAAAAGUCCCCGGCAGCAGCCUUCAGGCUCCGUCAGGGAUCUGAAGCGAGCGAAGCCGCCCUCGCCGUCCGAAUGACCAGACCCCUGUCCGGAGACUCGCCACGCCUGCUCAGCACUCGCACAUGUACAGACAAUAAAUUAACACCAAAUCCGGA